AUGUCUUCCACACCAGCAGCAACAGCAGAUGAUAUUGCCAAACAUGGCUGGAGCGCCUUUCCAGUGGACGGCAAUGCUAUCCUCAAUGGGAAACCCUAUCUACACAAACCUUCGCCCCUGACAGUGAAGGAUAUCCCGUUUCCCUCCAACGAUGCUAUCGUCGCUAGGAUUCAAGAAUACGCCAGGAAGAAUCUUAUCGAAGAAACAUACAAUCAUUCAAUGCGGGUUUACCACUGGGGAUAUUCCAUCCUCAAAGACCAAUUUCCCGAAGAAUUUGGCAAACUCUCCUUGUCCACAUGGGCGCUGACGUGCCUCCUCCAUGACAUCGGCACUACGCAAGAGAACCUACGAGCAACACUCCUGUCAUUUGAAUUUUACGGAGGAAUCUUAGCCCUGAAUCUAACUAAGGAACUCGGUGCACCGCCAGCCCAGGCCGAGGCCGUAGCGGAGGCAAUCAUCCGGCACCAGGACCUAGGUACUGUCGGUAAGAUCACGUUUCUAGGACAGCUCAUCCAGCUCGCGACCAUCUACGACAACAUGGGAAUCAACCCGCAGAUCAUCGACGCGGUUACCAGGGAUGAUGUCAACAAGGCGUAUCCGCGCAAGGGCUGGAGCGGCUGCUUCUCGAAGACUAUUGGGGAGGAGAAUGGGGCUUAA
This is a messenger RNA of Daldinia childiae, 657 nucleotides long. RefSeq names its product Cyanamide hydratase. Bases 1 to 657 code for a protein of 218 amino acids. The record is from RefSeq and is a predicted model, not a curated record. Lineage: Eukaryota; Fungi; Ascomycota; Sordariomycetes; Xylariales; Hypoxylaceae. The transcript is spliced from 2 exons.